Radiomyces spectabilis is the source of this 1271-nucleotide messenger RNA. RefSeq lists its product as uncharacterized. The transcript has 2 exons. The record is from RefSeq and is a predicted model, not a curated record. The coding region runs from base 125 to 1132 and encodes 335 amino acids. NCBI's taxonomy places the organism in Eukaryota, Fungi, Mucoromycota, Mucoromycetes, Mucorales, Radiomycetaceae.
GCCUUUUGAGAACGUAUGAAUUACAACUCCGCGAAACAGAUUUUUCUGGGCCCGGGUCAGGCACACAGUUGCGACUGACGACGACGUUAUUCAAUCUGCUGUGCAAGAUCUAUUACGGAUCACCAUGGGCACAGCUUCCGCCAUCUUCACUCUUGGGCUGCUGUGGAUGAUCCUUGUUAGCAAAACUAGGGUCUCUUGUGUCCAUGCUCAAUCAGCUAUUCCGUCGAACAGUGACUCGCCACAAUACAGUAUUCCUGCAUCGUGGGCCAUCGCUGGUAACGGUGUGGAUAUUUUCAGAGCCACCAAUGCUUGUACGAUGCUGACGUCUCCUGCUGUGGGGGCGGUAUAUCAAACAACGAGUAGUCUGGCGUUUCGGUGGCUUUAUGAUAAAGCUGCCAUUGACGCCUUUCUGGAAAUAAACAGCGGUGUUACUUUCAGCUUAUCGCUUUCUUGGAUUGAUAAUGCGGCCAACGAAACCCACGUCAUUGCGUCAAAUAUUGAUCCAGGCAGCGGCGUGUAUCUUUGGGAUGUACCGACCAAUAUGACCUUUAAUAAGCGCAUUUAUGCCGUACUGACAUCCGAAUGGAUCGGAUUAUCGGAAGAACAGCAAACUACUUUGGCCACCGAUGCCGUGUUGUUUUCUGAGCUGUAUGGUUUGAGUUGCUACAGCCGGGAUCAAAUUGCCGGGCCAUUUACUAUACUUCCCGAGCUCAGUCGGUUCUUCUUUAUGACGGGACCAGACCCAGGGAUUUGUCACAGCCAAGAUAUGACCAUGAAUACCGCUGGGCGAGGGUUUGGCUAUUUAGAGAAUGUGCCCAUGGGACGUUUAUUUUUCAACGUGCCUAUUCCGAUUACGUGGUAUUCCGCGAUACCGACGAUUUCCAGUGUGGACCUAUAUCUUGUGCCUACUGAUUCAGAGAGUGAAGCUGAUUGGAUUACUGUCGCCAAAAAUCUGAGCGCAGUAAGUGCACGCUUCUAUUACGGUGUGCCUGACAAUCUGGACAUCUCCACCACACAGCAGUAUCGGAUCAUGCUUUAUGCAUUUUCAUCGAGCAAGCAGGGUCCCCCGCAUUUGGUGUCUUGGGCAGCCGAUGGUCCUUACACUAUUACUCACCUUUAUCGCCCUGCAUAGCCCACUUGUAUUCAUUGCGAGGUCGUUAUCCCAACUCUUAGUCUACCAUAUAUUUUUUUAUAUCGUUGGACUUGGCGAAUUCCCAUAAGCUAUUAUACCCUUUAUUUUCUCUAUUUCAUAAAAUCCUAACUUUUUACUC